This is a messenger RNA of Jaculus jaculus (lesser Egyptian jerboa), 1657 nucleotides long. RefSeq lists its product as uncharacterized. Lineage: Eukaryota; Metazoa; Chordata; Mammalia; Rodentia; Dipodidae. The transcript is spliced from 2 exons. The record is from RefSeq and is a predicted model, not a curated record. Bases 277 to 897 code for a protein of 206 amino acids.
ACCCUCGUCACCUCUGCCGAGCAGAUCGAGCAGAUCGUUUAGACCCUAGAGCCUCCGUGGCACCCGGGAUGCCACGGGCCCAAGCCGGCGGCCCGCCUCUGCAGCUCCAGAACCCGCACCACCUCGGGCCCGGCCUCACGGUGGCCUCGGUGCCAAUCUAGGGGCAAGACCAAAGCGGAUCCUCCGCGGGUCUGCAUUCGCCUGGGGGCCGGCCACCCGUUGCCGCGCGCUCAGAGCAAGUUCCAGGACGGCGCAGGCCUCGAGGCGUCGUGCUCCAUGGCCGCAGCCCGUGGCUCUUGGCAAAAACACGGCCUGCAACACGCGUGCGUUCCGGAGCCCUUUCCUGCACGCGUGCACACCACCGUCCGGCAGCGUGGAAGUGGACGCGGGACUGAGGCAGGAAGGAAGCUGCGCAGAGGCUGCGAAUCUAAGGGUCCCAGCUUCCAGAGGAGCAGGGGGGCCGGGUGGAUGGACGUAGAGACGGGCGACUCGGGCUACACAGCGAGCAGGAGAACCCGAGAGAUCAAGCCCCUAUUCGCUGGGAAUGACAUCCCGGACGGGCUCGCUUGGGCGAACGAAUGCCUGGGAAUCCCUCGGAGCUUUGCAGAUUCAGCUGGAUUUUCGUUGCCUCCGGCACUGGACAGAAGUGCGACGGCCGAUUUCAAGCCCUGUGAGCUGAGCAGUCCAGGAUCCGAUGGCUAUGGCAAGACUGUGUUCUGGAUCCGACCUCUGCCCAGUUCAUGCCGUUUCGAAGUGGUCAAACGAAAUCAGCCCCCUACCCGCACCCCAGUGCGCCACAGCAGGAAGGUCUCGGACCCAGCCUCGACCACAGGGAAGGCUGGUCCAUGGCCCCCUCUCUGGGCCGCACGCUUGGUCCUCGGGCCACGAGGGAAGUAAGAACGGGCGAGGGUCCCUUACAGGGCUAUGCCUCCGAGUGGUUUAUUCCUUGGCACUGGCCCUAGGAAGGUCUGGCAUGAGCCGCAGGUCUAGCCAGGCGAGGGACCUAGGUUUUGUUGUGACCUCUGGGUGCUUCGCGGGAAAGGCUCACGGACCCCUUCCAGGUAGGGCCCGUGCUGGGACAGGCCACCGUGCUGCCCUCCAGAGGCUUCAGGGCCCAGCUAUGACCUGCUGUUUUUAGGGUCUGCAAAUUCGAUUUAUCGGUUUGCACCCACUCCUUUUACCUGUUCCCACGCCUAAUUUUUCCCUCUCACCCUAAGGGGAAUCCACAAACUGUUUCCAGAGAAUGGGAAUUUUGAAGUCGCUGCGUCUGGCCCCAGGCUCUAUAUGGGCACCAGAACCAAGGGACCAGUUGGUGGCGCUUGGUCCCUAGCUGGAGGUCCUGGGGCCGCUGGGCCACCCUGGCAGGAGCAGUGGCAGGAACCAUCGCUAGUUGGCGCCUGCGCCCUGCCUGGGCGUGGAGUUGCCCAGCCAGGCUCAGGGCACAGAUGUGCGCCAGCUGUGGCCCCGAUGCUAGUGAACCACCUCGGAAGAGCUGUUUUCUGGACAGAGUGCGGGAGGGAUUCCUCGUCAUCUAUACGGACAAACGGAUAACAUGGUUUCAGCUCCCCCACCCCCACCCGCUCUGACGGCUGGUCCCUCUGCCCUGCCACCAGCUGAGCUCUCUCCGGGCCAAAAAUAUACCUGACCUCUCUCCCCA